This is a messenger RNA of Dreissena polymorpha, 7888 nucleotides long. RefSeq lists its product as uncharacterized. The record is from RefSeq and is a predicted model, not a curated record. Gene Ontology annotation, molecular function: cysteine-type deubiquitinase activity. NCBI's taxonomy places the organism in Eukaryota, Metazoa, Mollusca, Bivalvia, Myida, Dreissenidae. Bases 490 to 5067 code for a protein of 1525 amino acids. Gene Ontology annotation, biological process: protein deubiquitination. The transcript is spliced from 10 exons.
UAUUUUCGACGUAACCUCGACAUUAUUUAAUGCAUGAGCAUACAAUUAAAUAUUGUCUUGCAUUUGUCGUGUUGUUCCUUAAAUAUUCAAACAUAUAAAGUAUGUCACAAUAAUCUACUGUUAAUGUACCAUUUAAAUAUUGAAAUACAUGAUCGUGUUAUUCAUGGUAUUGAAGUUCACGAGUGUACGUUUAAUUAUCACUGGUAAUCUAUGGACAUGACUUUGGCUAUUUAAGAGGCAAAUGAGAUGAAUAUGAUAUAAGUAUGUGGCGGUUACCUACAUGAUACGAAUACUACACAAAGUUUAAGGUUUAUAUUGAUUUAAUUUGCGGUAUACAUGUAUCCAUUACUGAAGUGAAUAUCCGUCGGUAUUUCCAUAUGUCUUGUUUCGAUUUGAAAACAAAAAUUGAGAUGGGAAGUUCUUAACAGAUUUAAACAUUGAUUGUCAGUAAACUGUGGAAUGAGUUAGGGUGAUCGUCCUCAAUCCACUAUGAAUUCAACUACGUGCUGCGCAUGCGCAGCGACAUUCGGAAUGGAAGUGGAUAUCAAUCCUUGCACAAUAUGUGAAAAGGUUUUCUGUACAAGUUGCUGCGCGCUCAAGUCCAAACUUGAGAUGACGGCUUCCCAGCGAGGACGCAGGUCCUGUGUGUGUCAGCGCCUCAUCGACACGAAGGAAAGAAUGAAAAUCAUACCUCAUGAAGCCAGAAAUGCAAAGGAAAAUCAUUCUGAGCAAAGUGACUCAGUCAUUCAAUCAUUAAAAGAAGCAAAUAAAGAAAGCUCUGACAAGUCCAGUCAACAUAAGGAAACAAGAGAUAUCACGAAUGCAUGGGUGACUUCGCCCUUAAAUAAUCAUUUUCCUCGAAAAGGAUCUCCUGGGAUAUUAACAACAUCAAAUAUAGAGAAUGAACAUUUUACACCAAUUUCGACUGGUAAACAGAUCGCACAACAAUCAACUGUUCGUAAUAAUAACUUCAAUGGUGAAAAGGGAAAACUUGCAUCACAGUCCAAUUGGGAAAACAAAUUUUUCGCAUCAGGAUCAACAUUUAACACCGGGAAAUUUGAAUUGCAAUCAGCUUCGCAAAAUGUUCACAUGAUAACAAACAAAAGGAUGCAUUCUGGUUCACAAAUUGAGCACUCAACGGCCAAUGAGGCGACGAAACAACGUGGUUUUCUUGAACGUCUUGAUUGCGACGAUCAUGUAGCGAGGAAUUUAAUUGACCUCGCUCAAAUUGAUACAUCUCGUGGUCAUCAAAACAGGCGAAGGGAUUGGAAUGGGCUAAAUGAUGAACAAUUUAACGAGGUUGAAACGAAUUUAUUUAAUAUUGAUGGCCUGGAUAUGGAGGCUAUACCCGCGUUUGAUGACAUUCCACUUGCUUUGAUAUUGUCCAAAGCUUUUAAUGAAAAAGAAUUAAAAAUUGCCCAUGAGAAACAGAGGCAAAAGAUCAUCGAGUCUUUCAUUAAAAAGAACAGUUUUCCCGGAAGAACAUACCACAAUACCGAUUACAUUGGCUUUGACGAUGAACCUCUCAUGCCGAAUUUUCAAAAAGAUGAGCACAAUAAACAGCGUGGUACUUUUAAAUCAGAACCAGUUGAGGUAGAUGGACCCGCAUUUGAAACGGAAAAUAAAACUGUUACAGUUGAAAAAGACAUAAGUGUCAAGUGCAACGAUAAUAAAAUUGUGGAUGGAAGUUACAAAGUGGAUUCACAUUCAGAUAUGAGUGAAAACAACAACAGAUUAAUGGAAGCUGAUAACACAGAAAACUCGGCAAACCAACAGAAUUUGCAAACCUUGCACGAAGAUUCUGACAAAGAUGAGGUGUCUGACACUGCUGAAACUAAUCUCAAAUCUAUGCAAAGGAAAGCAAUAUCAUCACCUGUGUCUAUUUCUGUAACCUUCACAAACGAAACACAAGAAAACAAAAAUCCUAGUAAACCAGAUAUAUCACCUAUACGGCCCACGUCUCUUUUAAGAAAUAAUCAACAUCCAAAAGAGCCCAACCAUAUAGUUCAAUCGAUAAUCAACGGUAAAAGAACAAAUAAAAACGAAAGGCGUUUACCAACUACAUUUAACGAUUUAGUCAAGCGCAAAGAAACAAAGAAAGAGGAAGAGAAUGCAAAUAAUAAGUUAGCACUCAACCGUCCGUUCAAAAUUGCAUCAGAGGCCAAAGCGUUUGGAGAAAGAAGUGAUACAUUUGUAUCAGAGGCCAAAGCGUACGGAGAAAUUAGUUAUACAUAUGAUGACGAUGGAGAUGAAAUCCCAGUUGACGAUGCAGAAUUGCCAACAGCAAUGAGAGCCCUCCAUAUAUCUCACGGAAAGAAGUCGAACACUCUUAAAUCCAAUAAAAGCAUGUUAUUAGUACUUCUGACGGACAAAACUAGUGGAGCAAGCACGCGAGUUCCUGGCUCAAAUGAAGCAUUUGUGCAGCACAAUAGAGUAGAACAAGAAGAAAAUAAAACAGAAAACCCGGAAUUUGUGAAACAAGCAGAAAGACAAGUAAACGAACUAUCGUCGGCUUAUGCUCGAGCAUUUAGCAGUCUGAGAAAAAUGCAGUCAUCCAAAAAGAUUAAAUGCAAUGCAUGUAGCAGUCCAGAUUGUCAGGGUGAUUUUGUCCAGUCAAUUCAGGGUUUGAUACACGAGGCUCGGAAACAAGGGCUGGAGGUUAAUGAUGUGCCUCCUGAUGGAAAUUGCAUGUUCACUGCCAUUUGCGAUCAGCUACAGGCAUUGAACGAUAUGUCCUAUACACCAAGAACGUUACGGGAAAAGGCCGUCAUCUGGUUACGAGAUAACCCGUACUGUUCUGAUGACAAUAAAACUCAUUUUCAAGCUUUCAUGGAGGAGCAUUGGGACUCGUAUCUUCAGAGAAUGAUAAAAAACGGCGAGUGGGGCGAUCACGUGGUUUUGCGAGCCUUGUCCAACCUUACUGGAUGCACGAUUAAAAUCCUAAAUGCUCACGGCAAAAUGUGCACAUGGACGACAUUAGAGCCAUCGGAAAUGCCAGACGAAAGACGUGAAGUAAUUUUGGGACUGGUGGGGGAAAACCAUUAUACCAGCCUUAGACGUAGAGAAGUGACUUUUAACGGUGUGGACUCUGAAAACGAUGACCCACCAACGAUUGAGACAGAGAAAUUGGAAGUUAGCGAACAAGAUCGCGCCCUAGUGGAAUUGUUUUUCAAAGACCACGUGGACUGCAGCAGUAGGAUGCCAAUGUGUUCACUUUCAUUUCUUAUUACAAGACUCUUUUCAAUUAGAGCUGUAACCAGCGAGGCGGCCGAACACUCAUUUAUUGCUUUACAAUUUUGGAUGGAAAUAGCUAACAAGAGAGCACAAAAUUACCAUGGGCUCACAACAAUGAUCAGUGGAUGCAUGGGCUAUGGAGUAUAUCAUCUCGAUCUUUCUUACAACCCAGAAAACCCUAGCACGAUGUACCGCAUGAUAGAUUUGAACAUUUACUUUGUUAGCAAUUUGGAUCCAUCAUUAAAUCGCUGCAGUCUUAAAGGACAUGGAACACUGUGCUGCGUGGGUUAUACACAGGUAUGUUAUUCCAAUGAAUAUUUACGAACUAGUAGGUAUAAACCAUACAACUCUGUCGUGACUGUGAGCGAUGGUGGCCAGGUUUGUGCAGGCAUUCUCGUACACUGGCCAGUUUGGCCUCAAGAGGCAUCAGAAUGGAUAACCAGAGUAAGGUAUGAAGAUUGGCCGUCGCAGGAGCUCAUCCAUGAUAUAUGUUCCAAGGGAUGCCAUUUGUUACCGGAAGCACACGAAAACAGCGUGGAUCCAGACAUAGAGUGGAAGUUUUGUUUUGUUGACGCAGUAACAAACAUUUUUCAAAAAGCCAUUGCAGACAAUCAAAAAUAUUGUUUUCUGAUAUUGUUCGGCAUGUGUUUUGAGGUGUUUAAGCAACUGGACGUCUUUAGAUUGGAUUGGCUGAUCAAUCCAUUUUUGUAUUGCUGCGAACGCUGCCCUUCGCAGUUCUGGCAAAGCCAUCCCGCUUCGUGCAUACUGUUUAUACUCAAUGAUAUGAUUCUGUGCUUCAAAUCACGUUGUCUUCCCAGUUAUUUUAUUCCUUCGUGGAACCUGAUUGAAAACAUUAGCGAAGAAAAGGCGCAGCUAGUGAUGGAGAUCCUGGGCAAUAUUCGUUCAGAACCAUUAGUUGUGUUUCGACAGAUGAAGGAAAAAUUCUUUGAAUCUUUAGAAAUAGAAUCAGUCAUUGAAAAGGUGUGUGAGGACGCCCUGAAUUUUAAAAGCACAAAAUUGACCACCCUUAAUACUUUAAUACCGUGCCUGAUCGACAUCGCCAAAUGCUCCGUUAAAACAUACAAAUAUAGCGCCGCCUUUGAUGAAAUAAAUGAAGCGUUCCAAGCCCGUUUGUCUGUUGCAACAUGUGAGGACGCCAUGUCAUUUGAAAACUUUAUCCAAGGGUGCUUCAACGGUCUGAAUACUUUUGAGUCAGGUUGGUUCGCAACAUUCGCCGAUAAGCAACUGCAAAGUCAGUUGUCGAGGCCACUCAUCAGACUAGUUCUACAUGACCGAGUGAUGAAGCGAAUAGAUGACAUUCUUGACAAAGAUGUUGCAGGAUUCUACGCAUCUUCAGAAGUUCCAGAAUCUUGGGUAUACCAGUUCGACAAAUUCUGCUGCGAUUAUGCAAGUUUUUUAGUUCGUGUUAAUAAGGUAUCUGAUGCGCUACCAGUGUUCUAUAGAUGCCAUGAACGGUACCAAGAUUAUCUAACCGGCAAAGGGGAUUCAUACUUUUCAGAAGAAACGAUGCUAGAAGUAUACGCCGGGAUAUUUGCAUUGUACAAACGACAGCAGCAAACAGCGAUGUUCAGAAAAGUGCUGAAGGUCGCAAGCUCAAUCGUGAACCUCGUUAAUAAACCAGGAGGCUAUGGAUGGCUUGCGCAUGUGUAUUAUAUGCUAGGGGAUGAAAAUGGAGGUGAUAUUUGUACUUCAAAAAAGGAAGAAUUAUUAAGACAUAGGUCUGCAGACAUAGACGAAAUCCAUUUGAUAUACUGGCCGACGAGGUGUGUUGCGAUUAUUAAUAAACAUGAAAACAAUAUGUGUCUAGCAUGAUUUGUGUACGUGCAAGUGAUAAAACAUCAGCACUUUUUGUGUCGAAAAGCAAAAUAAUGAGUACGAACGCAAUAUGACUAAAUGAUCUAAUCAGCUGUAUUGAACUUCUUUUUUGUACUCAUACAUUUUUUUCAUUUUUUACGAGGUGUUGAGUCAUAAGUCAUAAGCAUGACGAUAUUGCAUGAUCACUGAAAUAGUUAAACUCGUUUACAGUGAAAUUCUUAUUUAAAUGAAAAUGUUGUUCUUGACAAUGUUCGAUUGUACAUACUUGGUUUUGUGAAAUUAUGAGUAUUUAUGGGCAGUACCUAUCCUACCGUUCAUAAAACGGAUUUUCGUGGAUUAACAUAGGUAAAAUAUGUUAUCAAGUUAUUAUUAUGCGACUUACCAAUGAAAGUAUUGUUUUGGAAUUUGUCUAUCUUUGCAAAUUAUUGUUUUAUCGCAACAUACAUUUUGUUUCAGUUUUUCUAAAUGUGCAAGUAUAAAGUCGACUCUUGUUUGAUCGAACUCACUCUGCUCGAAUUUGAGCUCGAUUGCUCAAGUCUCUUGGAAGGAUCUAGUUUUAUUACUUUAUAGUUAUGUACUUUUUGUCGUUUUGUUCGACAUCGCAAGGGUCGACUAUCUUGAUGGCUCAAAAGUGUUUGCUCAUGUCCGGUCACAAUUUUGACACAUUUUGUUUGAUUGGCUUGAACUUGAUUCAAGUAGCACAAAAUUGUAAAUAGAUUAGGCUCGCUUGAUAUGAGUCACGAGAUGAUUGAUUUUUCAGUUGUUUCAAACAGAUUAGCGACUAAAUCGUUAAUUGGUUUGAGUAAAAUAUCCCAUAGACACUUUGUAUACAAGCUUGUGCUUAUGCACAAAACAUCAUUCUCAAAAUAAUACGAUGCGUAGCAAUUACAUGCCUUGAAAUAGUUUAUAAAUACUAAACACACACUGACGUCGUAUCAUUCUGCAAAAACCCAUAACGAAUGACAACAUAGUUGUGUAAUUUUUGUUAAUGUGUGUAUUAUAUGUAUAAUAUUAUAUCAUUGAGUUAAAUUGCGUUUUAUAAUUACAAUGAAAGUUGAUUUGCUUGUUUGCUAUAUUUGCUCCGAUUCUUACAUGUAAUUGUGCUUCUUAGAAAUGUGAAUAUUAUGUACUUGUUGUAAGUAUUGCUUUGGCUCGACGUUCCAAAGGCACGAAGUUUUCAUGUCGUUUCCCGCGACUUCGAGCCAACGGACGUCGUUUGAAAUCGUGAAUUUCAUUUGAAUUUGCAAUAAACAUUUAAAGUAACAUAACUACUCAAAAUGAACGAAAAUUUCGUAAAGUAUUUCGUAAAAUAAAUCUUAACAAUUAAAAAUCAUUGUUCCGUAUGGCAAUUUCCGAAAUUUCAACGCCAGAUGUGGUCUGGUAAACUAGAUGUUUGUAGAUACAAAAUGCUCGUUUUUAUUAUUGUUUUGCAUAUUGUACCCUUUUAGUGUUCGUGUGUCGUAUGAAUAGAAUAGAUAUAUUCGCGGGAAAUUACAAUGGAAUAAAUUGUGUCCAUAAAAAAAUAAAAACGAGCAUUUUGUAUCUACAAAAAUCAUUGUAAUCAUACCACAUCAGCGUUGAAAUUGUGGCUAUUGUUAUAAGGAACACUGAUUGUUUAGGUGUUAACUUUAUUUUACGAAAAACUUUUGAAUUUUUUCGUUGAUUUUGAGCGUUAUAGAGACUUUAAUACAAAUGUUAUUUCGCUAUUGUCCGCGAUUUUAGAACAUUGACUAAUUAAAGGGGCCGUCCAACAGAUAAAGCGUCGUAUCGACGCGAUUCGAUAUUUUGGGAAACUACGAGGAUUGCUUAUAUAGCUAAAAAAAUACAUCCACACUGAAUGUGAGCGUGGAUGGUCGAGGAUUCUGGGCGAGAGGAAUUUUACUCAAGGACUCCAGGAUUCCAGGGGUCAGUGGUUCCUUUUUUCCUUUUUUUAAAUUGUAUUCUUUAUUUUACUGGAGAUUUAUAGUUCAAAUGUUUAAAUUUAUCAAUAAAAAGCAUUUAAAGCAUUUAAUGGCAAGCUUCAAUAUAUGCUAAAAUCUGUUGGACGGCCCCUUUAACGCAUGGCGACAAUAGUAUAAACAUAAAAUUUUAUAAGCAAAUGCUAUUUUUUAUUCUACUUUUUAUGACAUAUUUUGGAAGUUACAAUUCAAUACUUGUGUAGAAUUCCAUUAUUAAGUCAGCAGAAAGAACAGACGACACACAAUUGUAAAUGUUGAUAGUACUUUUACUGCAAACAAAUGCUAUCAAAAGAUUCAAUCUUUUUACAAUACAUUUUAUUAUAUUUAAAUGCAUUGCAGCCUUAAACCACGCGGAUUUUGGUAGUCCUAAGCCAAGGUUACUACCAUUAAAUGUACCGAGGUUUAUAUAUAAAACCCACUAUACUUGUGAACCGGUGAACUUGAUGCAAGAUAAUUUUUGAUCCCGAGUUGUUUUAAUGCGUCUUUUUGCUAAGCAUUCAAUUAUGCACCAAAUUUCCAUUGCAAUAGCAUUGACAGUUUUAAAUGAAAAGAGAAGACAAACGUUAUACAUAAGUUAGCAAUCCCAGAACAAUCAUCCACCGUACAUCUUCGGAAGUUUGUUUUUAUUUUGAGGAGCAUAAAUCAAUUUAUUCAUAUGGUUAACGAACAUGCACCUCCGUUUCAUUUGUGACAUUGACCCUGUCGACUUACUCUACUGCAUUGUAUAGUAAUAUUGUAUUAUUAUUUUACAUUGAAAUUGUUUACCUUCAUAUUAUAUUGGUUUUAAUAUAGUUUAUGUAUAUAGACUAUUAUUAUCAAAUAUUAAGUCAUUCUGAGAUGUUAUAAAAUCUUUCACAUAC